Molecule: messenger RNA, 2021 nt
Organism: Callorhinchus milii (elephant shark)
Lineage: Eukaryota; Metazoa; Chordata; Chondrichthyes; Chimaeriformes; Callorhinchidae
Gene: ctsd
Product: cathepsin D
Biological process (GO): proteolysis
Cellular component (GO): lysosome
Molecular function (GO): aspartic-type endopeptidase activity
Source: RefSeq, marked provisional
GUCGCUGUAACCAUGAGAGUCGACGGCUGGUUACUGCUGCUCACAGCCAUCACUGCUACUGGGGGGGCGCUGGUCAGAAUUCCUUUGACGAGGUUCCGCUCGAUCCGGAGAGCCCUGAGCGACAGUGGGAGGAGUGUGGAGGACCUGCUCCCAGAAAACAAGUACAAGACAGAUUCCCCGAGUAUCAAUGGCCCAACUCCAGAAACCCUGAAAAACUACCUGGACGCGCAGUACUAUGGGGAGAUUGGCAUUGGCACCCCACCACAGCCCUUCACCGUGGUCUUCGACACCGGCUCUUCCAAUCUCUGGGUCCCUUCCGUUCACUGCUCUAUGUUCGACAUUGCCUGUUUGUUGCAUCACAAGUAUAACUCCGACAAGUCCAGCAGCUAUGUACGCAACGGGACCAAGUUUGCCAUCCGGUAUGGUUCUGGAAGCCUGUCUGGCUACCUCAGCAAGGACACGGUUCUGAUUGGGAACAUCAAAGUGCAGAGCCAGCUAUUCGGUGAGGCCAUCAAACAGCCGGGCCUGGCGUUCAUCGCGGCUAAGUUUGACGGGAUCCUGGGCAUGGGCUACCCCUUGAUCUCUGUGGAUGGAGUCAUCCCGGUCUUUGACAACAUUGUGACUCAGAAGCUGGUGCCAAAUAACGUGUUCUCCUUCUACCUGAACAGGAACCCGGACAGUCUACCUGGAGGGGAGCUGAUUUUGGGCGGCACCGACCCCAAAUACUACACUGGAGACUUCCAUUAUUUGAACGUCACCCGCAAAGCCUACUGGCAGGUGAAGAUGGACGAGGUGUCUAUUGGUGAGCAACUAACUCUGUGUAAAGGAGGAUGUGCAGCCAUUGUAGACACAGGGACCUCACUGAUCACUGGCCCGGCCCAGGAGAUCAAAGCCCUACAGAAAGCCAUUGGAGCUAUCCCUCUGAUUCAGGGAGAGUACUUGAUCGACUGCAAAAAAGUGGCCUCGCUCCCUGCCAUCAACUUCAAGUUAGGUGGCCAGGUCUACACACUCACUGCAGAACAGUACGUCCUUAAUGAAACCCAAGCUGGCCAUUCCAUCUGUCUGAGUGGCUUCAUGGGCCUCGACAUUCCACCUCCCGGUGGCCCCUUGUGGAUUCUAGGAGAUGUCUUCAUCGGCCAGUACUACACCAUGUUUGACCGGGAGAAGGACCGCGUUGGAUUUGCGAAGUCCGUGUAGCCAGGGCACCGACACGCCGCAGUCUGGAGAUCAAAGUUGCACUAAUUGUCCCACUAAAAACAAUCUGUAUCAAUAAACCCUCCUGUAGGCUAGUUAUGAUCACAAGGUGAUAUUCCCGUGAUUACCUGGGCGACAGGCAUUGUCUGUAAACUUCCCAGUUUGGAAAGAGCGAGACAUGCUGCAGUAAUGUAAUCAUUCAGGGUGUUGGUUAGCCCACGUUUUUUAUUUUUAGAAUUUCUGAAAAGUUCCUGGCCCAAAAGCGAUUUUUUUAUGUUUCUUUCUGUUCAUCAUUGUAAAGCCUUGUUGGCUUUCCACAGUUGUAAGAUUUGAGUAAACAAUAAGGUUACAGUAAGGAAUUUUACAGUGAAAUUGAGGUGGGGGAUUAUUUUAGAGUGGGAUUUGGCGGGGGAUUCCUUUAUGAUACGGUUACGGUGAGAUUAUGGUGGGAAUUAGUUGAGUGUUUAUAUUUCAAGAAUCAAAAUUCCUACCAGAAUAUUUUCAGGUGUUGGCCUGUGGGAAAGUGUUGACGGGGAAAGAAAAAUGCAAAUUCAGGAUUUUACUGAUCUUUAAUUUCUUGGGAAAAGAGGAAGAAAUGGAAGGGGGGAAAGUUGUGCGAUCAAAGGAAACUGAGGGUUUCAUUGACUUGGUUUUUUUUUCCAACUUCCCUGAGGUGACAACACUGGGGAAUUGUCCAAAUGCUUUUUGUUAAUGGCUUUAGCUUAUUUUAUUUUUUGUGUGUUUUCAAGAGUUUCCUUAAUCUGUAACAGUAUGUUUUUGUUUGGAGGUGGAUGUGAUCAAAUGGAAUAAAGUGUCGCUGUAACUGG